Molecule: messenger RNA, 1199 nt
Organism: Abrus precatorius (Indian licorice)
Lineage: Eukaryota; Viridiplantae; Streptophyta; Magnoliopsida; Fabales; Fabaceae
Product: F-box/kelch-repeat protein At3g06240-like
Exons: 1
Coding region: 51-1199 (382 amino acids)
Molecular function (GO): protein binding
Source: RefSeq, a predicted model, not a curated record
CAUUGUUUUUGAAAGAAAAAGAAAACAAAAGGAGAAGAACAGAGUAAGUGAUGGAGACUGUUCCAAACCUACCUCAAGAGUUGCUGGAAGACAUCCUUAGCAGAAUACCAUACAAAUCCUUAAUGCGUUUCAAGUGUGUCCGCAAGCACUGGUAUGCUCUUUUCCAUGACCCUUUAUUCUUGUCUCGCCACCUUUCAAACUUUGUCAAAAACCACAACUCUGGCCAUAGCGUGUUUCUCAGGGUUUCCUUCCCUACAAUACUUGGUGAUGGCUUAGAAAACUAUAAACUUUUUUCCAUUUCUGCCACGCAUGAUGAGUUUUCAGCUGUUGAAACCUUUGUUCCUAAAUUCAACAUGCUUUCAACAAAGUUCCAAAUUUGUGGUCACUGUAAUGGUAUCUUGUGUUUGUCUAUCAACUAUUGGCCACGCAGCAAGGAAGUUCUUUUGUAUAACCCUGCAACAAGAGAGUUUAGAUGUCUUCCUGAUACUACUAUGAGGUUGAAACCUUAUUCAUUAGCUUUAGCUGUUGGAAUGGGGUAUGAUUCGUUUACUGAUGAUUACAAGGUUAUAAGGAUUUGGAAAGUGGAUACACAUGGUAAUGGUGAUAUGUUUUGUACCAAUUGGGUUGAGGAAUAUGCUUUAAGUACUGAUUCAUGGACCAUGCUGCAUGAUACUAAAGCUGAGAAUUUUCUUUUCGGUUUUGACUGUUUUGCAAUGUGCUUUAAAAGAACUUAUUAUUGGUGGGCUUUUAGCCGUGAAGACAAGUGCUCAUUAGUCUUAGCUUUGGAUAUGGAAGAUGGGGUUUUCCAAAGGGUGCCAAUGCCACCCCACGUAGACAUUAGUGAACCUGAUGGUAGGUCUCUAGCUGUGUGGAAUGACUCCAUCUCACUCAUAUGCUGGGCCUUUGAUGAUCCCACUCCGUCUAUAGACAUAUGGGUGAUGGAUGGAUCCGGUGCUGAGGGUUCUUGGACUCGAAUGCAAACUAUAAAACAUCUAACAGAAGAUCCUAAACUGUUAGUUUUCUGGAAGGGUAAUGAGCUUCUUAUGGAAAUGUCUUGUGGAAAGAUAAAGUCCUAUAAUGUUGAUACUCAAGAAUUUAAGGAUGUCAUGAUUAAAGGAUGUGCGGUUCGGCACUCAUUUCAAGCUGUAAAUUAUGUGGCAAGUACAGUCUCGUUGAAUGGGGGAAAUUGCCUUAUUUGA